Messenger RNA from Corticium candelabrum, 1056 nucleotides. RefSeq lists its product as uncharacterized. The record is from RefSeq and is a predicted model, not a curated record. NCBI's taxonomy places the organism in Eukaryota, Metazoa, Porifera, Homoscleromorpha, Homosclerophorida, Plakinidae. The transcript is spliced from 2 exons. The coding region runs from base 1 to 1056 and encodes 351 amino acids.
AUGUUAUGCAAGCAACUGCACAAUUUUCUUGGUCUUCUCGUCGAGUUUUUUCUUUGUUUCAAAGUCAUGUCUCAGAUUGAGAACUGUCCUUUCCUUCUUGUCAGGAGGGCAGCAUGUCAUCAAGAACAUGAAGGAGGUGUAUCAGAAAUUCCUAUCGUGGAGUGGGAGGAGCUUGUCUGUUUGGAAGACUCCGUUGCUGCAAAAUCCACUAAAGGAACCGAAGAGGCCUGUCGUGCAGCUGCUUUAUGGCUUGUGCGUUGUGGAGAGCUAUCAAGGGCCUCUAAAGUUCUUACCAGCGCUGGUCUGGCUCCAUCUACAGCGGAUACAGCAAAGAAACUGGCAUCAAAACAUCCUCCUAGGGUCAAGAGUAUCGAUUUAUUAAACACACCCCACAGCGCAGCUAUCAAUUUGUCUGAAAAUGUUUUCUGUGAUACAGUACGGAGAUCUCCUCGUGGGUCUGGUGUUGGACCUUCUGGAUGGCGUUUUGAACACUUUAAAGUAUUGAUUGAUAAUGAGAACACAGCAAAAUGCCUUUUCUCUGCAUGCUCAGCUAUAGCUAAGGGUAUAUUGCCUCCUGAAAUUGCCCAGCUUAUGUCAUCAUCCAGACUGAUUGCUCUUUCUAAGUCUAAUGGAGAUCUUCGUCCUAUAGCUGUUGGAGAUGCACUUCGUCGUCGUACUGAUCGAGCAAUUUGUGCUCAGAAGAAAGAAGCGUUUGCUGAUUAUUUUACACCUAUUCAGCAUGGAGUCUCAACACAGAACGGUACUGAGCUUGUUGCUCACCACAUUGGCCUGAUGCUAGAAGUUAAUCAAAAUUGGAUCGUUCUCAAGUCAGAUGUUCGCAAUGCUUUCAAUUCAAUCAGUAGGUGUGAUAUGUUAAAAGAAGUGUCUAAGGCCUUUCCUGACUUGUUCAGUCACAUCCAACAAAUGUAUGGUCACUCUAGCUCUCUUGUAUAUUUGCAAGGAUUGUCAUCAAUUGUCAUUCCAUCUCAAGAAGGAGUCCACCAAGGCGAUCCACUAGGACCAGUUCUUCUUGCGACAACAUCCUAUUUUAUCUGA